This is a messenger RNA of Nycticebus coucang (slow loris), 1521 nucleotides long. RefSeq names its product KLF transcription factor 13 (gene KLF13). Bases 529 to 1404 code for a protein of 291 amino acids. Gene Ontology annotation, biological process: regulation of transcription by RNA polymerase II. The transcript has 2 exons. NCBI's taxonomy places the organism in Eukaryota, Metazoa, Chordata, Mammalia, Primates, Lorisidae. The record is from RefSeq and is a predicted model, not a curated record. Gene Ontology annotation, molecular function: RNA polymerase II cis-regulatory region sequence-specific DNA binding; DNA-binding transcription factor activity, RNA polymerase II-specific.
GCGCCUCAGGCUCCCGCCCCCUCGCGCGCGCAGCUCCCCGCGGCAGCCGCCGCCUGUAACCUGCGCCGCCAGGAUGUGGCUGGGGGCUGACGUCGGGUCCAGAUGUGGCCCCGGCCCCGCCCACCCCCGGAGCCGGGCCGCCCACACCGAGCCGCGGCGCGCACGGCAGCUGUCCCGCCUGCCACAAUGCGCGGCGAAGCUGCGGCCGCGACUUGGCGCAGGCGUCCCUAACGUCGGCGCUCCGCAUCCUUAGGACAGACUGCCCGUGACGCCGCGAGGGACCCUCACUUGCCCGUGGCCCCCCCAUGCGUGCACUCUUCUGUACCCGGCCGGGCCGGCGCCUCGCGGACGCGGAGCCGCGCGGGUGACGGCAGAGGCGGCUGCGCGCCCAGCCCAGCCCAGCCCAGCCGGAGGAGAGGGCGCGCCGCGCCCCCGCCCCCUUCUCUCCGGAGGCCGUGGGUGCGGAUACACCGCUGACGACUCGCCACGACGAGCACUGCCGCCGGCCCGCCGGCCGGAGCCCGCAGCAUGGCAGCCGCCGCCUAUGUGGACCACUUCGCCGCCGAGUGCCUCGUGUCCAUGUCAAGCCGCGCGGUCGUGCACGGGCCUCGGGAGGGGCCGGAGUCACGGCCCGAGGGCGCGGCUGUUGCCGCCACCCCCACACUGCCCCGCAUCGAGGAGCGCCGCGACGGCAAGGACAGCGCUUCGCUCUUUGUGGUGGCGCGGAUCCUAGCGGACCUCAAUCAGCAAGCGCCGGCGCCCGCCCCGGGGGAGCGCAGAGAGGGCGCCGCGGCCCGGAAGGCGAGGACCCCCUGCCGCCUGCCGCCCGCGCCGCCGUCCGCCCCCGAGCCCGCCUCCCCAGGCGGAGAAGGCGCGGCGGCCGCGCCCCCCAGCCCCGCGUGGAGCGAGCCGGAGCCGGAGCCCGGGUUGGAGCCCGAGCGGGAGCCGGAGCCCGCGGGGAGCGGCGAGCCCGGCCUCAGACAAAGGGGUCGGCGGAGCCGAAGUCGCGCGGAUCUCGAGUCCCCGCAGAGAAAGCACAAGUGCCACUACGCGGGCUGUGAGAAAGUUUAUGGGAAAUCCUCGCACCUCAAGGCGCACCUGAGAACUCACACAGGUGAGAGGCCCUUCGCCUGUAGCUGGCAGGACUGCAACAAGAAGUUCGCCCGCUCAGACGAGCUGGCGCGGCACUACCGCACGCACACGGGCGAGAAGAAGUUCAGCUGCCCAAUCUGUGAGAAGCGCUUCAUGCGCAGUGACCACCUGACGAAGCACGCGCGGCGCCACGCCAACUUCCACCCGGGCAUGCUGCAGCGGCGCGGUGGGGGCUCGCGCACCGGCUCGCUCAGCGACUACAGCCGCUCGGACGCCAGCAGCCCCACCAUCAGCCCGGCCAGCUCCCCCUGAGCCGGCACAGCGGGGCGGCCACUCCGCCCGCCCUGCGCUUUGGUGAUAGAGAAGGGAGAACUUUGCAAGAAGUCCAUGAAAAAACACUUUCUUCACCUCAGGUGUCAAAGUACAUUU